GGGCAGGGAAAUGUUUGAACAUUCUACUUCUAAUUAGUAAGUCCUUCAAGCCCCGGCCCUCAUAUUCUUCCACCUUGUUUGUCUAUAAAUUCCCCUCCACAUAGCGGCCAAAUCAUCACAAAAUCAAAAUGGGGUUUUCUAAAAUCUCUCUAGCGCUCCUUUGUCUCACGAGUCUAGCCCUAACCCAUUCUUCUUCAGCCCAAAACUCUCCCCAAGACUACCUUGCGGUGCACAACGCGGCUCGUGCACAGGUCGGUGUUGGUCCCAUGUCAUGGGACAACAACUUAGCGACCUAUGCAAUGAGCUACGCAAAGCAGAGGGUUGGCGACUGUAAUCUAGUGCACUCUGGAGGACGUUAUGGUGAGAACCUGGCCAAGGGCAGCGGCGACUUCACCGGCGCCGCCGCUGCGAAGCUGUGGGUUAAUGAGAAGCCUAACUUUAACAGUAAUGCGAAUGCAUGCAAUGGUGGAGAGUGCCGACAUUACACGCAAGUGGUUUGGCGGAACUCAGUGCGUUUGGGAUGUGCUAGGGUGAGGUGCAGCAAUGGAUGGUGGUUCGUGUCCUGUAACUACGAUCCCCGUGGCAACAUCGCCGGCCAGCAUCCUUACUAGCUUGUUUGCCUUGCAAGGAGAUUUUCAAUAGUGUACUUUAUAUUUUCUUCUUUCUAUGUGAAAGAUAUCUCCUCCAGUUACCAAAAAAUAAAAUAAAUAAAGAUAUUUUCUCUCUGAAGAGAAGAUGAAUAAAUAAAAGAGACUUUCACUUCUACUUCA
Messenger RNA from Malania oleifera, 770 nucleotides. RefSeq names its product pathogenesis-related leaf protein 6-like. The record is from RefSeq and is a predicted model, not a curated record. NCBI's taxonomy places the organism in Eukaryota, Viridiplantae, Streptophyta, Magnoliopsida, Santalales, Ximeniaceae. The transcript has a single exon. Gene Ontology annotation, cellular component: extracellular region. The coding region runs from base 129 to 611 and encodes 160 amino acids.